AUGAGUGAUCGUUUCUCAAGGACAAUCUAUGUUGGAAACCUUCCAGAUGAUAUUAGAGAAUACGAAAUUGAAGAUUUGUUUUACAAGUAUGGCCCCAUUUUGGAUAUUGAAUUGAAGGUUCCCCCUCGCCCACCUUGCUAUUGUUUCGUGGAGUUUGAUAGUCCUCGAGAUGCAGAAGAUGCCAUUAAUGGCAGAGAUGGCUAUAACUUUGAUGGUUGUCGAUUGAGGGUUGAACUUGCACAUGGUGGCAGGGGACAAUCUUCAAGUGAUCGUCGUGGUGGUUAUGACAGGGGCAGUGGUGGAGGCAGAGGCAGUGGCCGAUAUGGUGCUUCUCGUCAUUCUCAAUAUAGAGUUAUUGUUCGUGGGCUCCCGUCCUCUGCUUCUUGGCAAGACUUGAAGGAUCAUAUGCGAAAAGCUGGGGAUGUCUGCUUUGCUGAAGUUUCACGAGACCGUGAAGGAACCUAUGGCCUUGUUGAUUACACAAAUUACGAGGACAUGAAAUAUGCUAUCCGUAAGCUCGAUGAUACUGAGUUCAGAAAUCCUUGGACUAGAACUUAUAUUCGGGUGAAGGAACUCAAGGGCAGUCCAUCGAGAAGCCGGAGUAGGAGUCGGAGUAGAAGUAGAAGUCCCAGGAGGAGAAGCGGAUCACUUGAUCGAUCUGUUUCGAGGUCACCAUCUGCAUCUCCUAUUAAGGCGCCCAGAUCAAGGUCGAAAUCAAAGUCUGCAUCUCCUCGUGAGGCAAGGUCCCGCAGUCCAUGA
Messenger RNA from Striga hermonthica, 759 nucleotides. NCBI's taxonomy places the organism in Eukaryota, Viridiplantae, Streptophyta, Magnoliopsida, Lamiales, Orobanchaceae. The record is from the annotation of a GenBank genome assembly.